AUUCUUAACGAUCAUGUCCAUUCUUAAGGAGCUCCUCAUCAUUUCUGCGGCGGUCUCUGCGGUUUUCGCCUUUUCAUCCAAUAGAACCACCAGAUUGAUUUUGGACGAAUGGAGAGAACGCACGAAGCAAGAACAUCCAGAGUGCCUGAAAUCGACGGGGGUCAAAGAAGAGUACGUGAAUCAAUAUUGGGAAUCGCUUCAGAUGACGGACGAUGAGAAUUUCAAAUGCUACCUUUGGUGCGUGUUUAAGGCAUUCAAGCUUAUAAGCAAUGACGGUAGCGCCAACGAGGAGAUUAUGGUGCAAAAAAUGGAUAGGGUAACCACCGAUAUUGUGGACUUCUGCUCCGCAAAGGUUGACACUACGACCGGCAAGUGCGACCGUGCCUACGAACUGAUCUAUUGUUGUCUGCACUACAGGCACAUCUAUCUCUAAGGAGAUUUCUAGAACUACGCUCAAAUACAGGGUGUUCAUUUGAAAAUUUUCUACCACGGAUUUAUCGAAAACCACUGACAGUAAAUUAAAUUCUUUCUUUCCCAUAACAAUAAAA
Messenger RNA from Photinus pyralis (common eastern firefly), 548 nucleotides. Its product is annotated as general odorant-binding protein 69a-like. Gene Ontology annotation, biological process: sensory perception of smell. The coding region runs from base 14 to 433 and encodes 139 amino acids. Lineage: Eukaryota; Metazoa; Arthropoda; Insecta; Coleoptera; Lampyridae. Gene Ontology annotation, molecular function: odorant binding. The record is from RefSeq and is a predicted model, not a curated record. The transcript is spliced from 2 exons.